This is a messenger RNA of Chroicocephalus ridibundus (black-headed gull), 2165 nucleotides long. It is a transcript of the gene AGPS, whose product is annotated as alkylglycerone phosphate synthase. The coding region runs from base 71 to 1984 and encodes 637 amino acids. Lineage: Eukaryota; Metazoa; Chordata; Aves; Charadriiformes; Laridae. The transcript is spliced from 20 exons. Gene Ontology annotation, biological process: lipid biosynthetic process. The record is from RefSeq and is a predicted model, not a curated record. Gene Ontology annotation, molecular function: alkylglycerone-phosphate synthase activity; FAD binding. Gene Ontology annotation, cellular component: peroxisome.
CGGCGGGAGGCGCCUUCCGCUCCCCCGACCUCUCACCCGGCGGCGAUCGGCGGCACAACACGGAAGCGCGAUGGCGGCGGCGGCUGAGGAGGCAGCGGGAAGCGGCGGCGGCGGGUCGCCGUCCUCCGCCCGGCGGCGGCUGCGCAUCAUCUCCGGGCACCUGCGGGGCUCGCCGCGGGCGGCGGAGCGGGAAGCGCUCUCCCCGAACCCCUGCAAGGCGCAGGGGGGCUCCGCCGGGCCGGCCUCCGGCUCCAUCCCGAAGAAGCGGCAAGAACUUCUGAAGUGGAAUGGAUGGGGAUAUAAUGACUCCAAAUUCAUCUUCAAUAAGAAGGGUCAAGCAGAAUUCACAGGAAAAAGGUACAGAUUAGGUGGUAUGAUAUUACCAACUUUUAAGGAAUGGAUAGAAAAAACCUUUGGAGCAAGUCUGGAGCACAAAACUACCUCUAGAGCAUCCUUAAAUAUUAAUGAUGUACCUCCAUCCACUGUAAAUGAAGAAUUUCUUCAGGAUCUUAGAGACACUAAAAUCUCAUAUUCGCAGGAUGCAGAAGAUAGGGUAUUCAGAGCUCAUGGUCACUGCCUCCAUGAGAUAUUUAUACUCAGGGAAGGAAUGUUUAAGCGAAUUCCCGAUAUAGUUGUAUGGCCUGUGUGCCAUGAAGACGUAGUUAAAAUUGUGGAAUUAGCCUGCAAACACAAUCUCUGCAUAAUACCAUUUGGUGGAGGGACAAGUGUCUCUAGUGCCCUUGAAUGUCCUGAAGAAGAAAAAAGAACAAUUGUCUCACUGGAUACAUCACAAAUGAAUCGGAUUCUCUGGAUAGAUGAGAAAAACUUAACAGCUUGUGUGGAAGCAGGCAUUGUUGGACAAGAUCUGGAAAACCAGCUUGCUGAAAGUGGCUUCUGCACAGGCCAUGAACCAGAUUCCAUGGAGUUCAGUUCACUAGGAGGAUGGGUAGCAACAAGAGCAUCAGGCAUGAAAAAAAACAUCUAUGGAAACAUUGAAGAUCUGGUGAUUCAUAUAAAAAUGGUAACUCCUAGAGGAAUAGUAGAAAAAAACUGUCAAGUACCUCGCAUGUCAACAGGACCUGAUAUCCAUCACUUCAUUAUGGGAUCUGAAGGAACUCUUGGAGUGGUUACUGAAGUUACGAUAAAGAUUCGCCCAGUCCCUGAAUACCAGAAGUAUGGCUCUGUGGUCUUCCCCAACUUUGAACGAGGGGUGGCCUGCUUAAGGGAAGUGGCAAAGCAGAGAUGUGCUCCUGCAUCAAUUCGCCUUGUUGACAAUGCACAGUUUCAGUUCGGUCAUGCUCUUAAACCACAAGUUGCUUCCAUAUUUACGUCAUUUUUGGAUGGACUGAAAAAAUUCUACAUCACAAAGUUUAAAGGAUUUGAUCCCAACAUACUGUGUGUAGCUACGUUGCUCUUUGAGGGUGACAGAGAGAAGGUUCUUCAGCAUGAAAAGCAAGUCUAUGAUAUUGCCACCAAAUUCGGUGGCUUGGCAGCAGGAGAAGAUAACGGACAGAGAGGAUAUAUGCUGACAUUUGUCAUUGCUUACCUUCGGGACCUGGGCCUGGAUUACUAUGUAAUAGGAGAAUCAUUUGAGACAUCUGUUCCUUGGGAUAGGGUUUUGGACCUCUGUAGGAAUGUAAAGGAAAGGAUAGUAAGAGAAUGCAAAGAAAAGGGUGUUCAGUUUGCUCCUCUUUGCACCUGCAGGGUGACACAGACUUACGAUGCAGGUGCAUGUGUCUACUUCUACUUUGCCUUUAACUACAGAGGAAUUAGUGAUCCUAUUCAUGUUUAUGAACAAAUUGAGAGGGCUGCUAGAGAAGAAAUACUUGCCAAUGGAGGAAGUCUGUCACAUCACCAUGGAGUAGGCAAAUUGCGGAAGCGCUGGAUGAAGGAGAGCAUCUCUGAUGUUGGUCUGGGAAUGCUGAGAUCUGUUAAAGAAUAUGUGGACCCCAAUAACAUCUUUGGAAACAAAAAUCUUUUAUAAAGCCCUGCACAACAUGAUGUACUAAAACUUCAAAAUUACUGCUGAAAUUCCUCCACUUUCAUUGUAUUGAUAUCCCAGUAAUCAAAUAUAACAUAGACUAAACUUUAAAAACUAGUAACUUACGUUUAUUUUUGCCACCCCCUUCCCCCUCCCCCUAAUAAAGUUGAAACAUCACUGUUAA